AUGCUGCUGCACCACACCAUCAUGCUGACCUCUCCUCAUAUCCCACUCAGGAGGGCCACGUCCCUAGAGCUGCCGAUGGCCAUGCGCUACCGCCACCUGAAGGACACCGCCAGGGAGGCCGUGGGCGUCUUCAGGUCGUCCAUCCACGGCCGCGGCCUCUUCUGCAGGAGGGACAUCGACGCGGGGGAGAUGGUCGUCGAGUACGCGGGACAGGUGCGGGGGAUACGCGGGACAGGUGCGGGGGACACGCGGGACAGGUGCGGGGGACACGCGGGACAGGUGCGGGGGACACGCGGGACAGGUGCGGGGGACACGCGGGACAGGUGCGGGGGACACGCGGGACAGGUGCGGGGGACACGCGGGACAGGUGCGGGGGACACGCGGGACAGGUGCGGGGGACACGCGGGACAGGUGCGGGGGACACGCGGGACAGGUGCGGGGGACACGCGGGACAGGUGCGGGGGACACGCGGGACAGGUGCGGGGGACACGCGGGACAGGUGCGGGGGACACGCGGGACAGGUGCGGGGGACACGCGGGACAGGUGCGGGGGACACGCGGGACAGGUGCGGGGGACACGCGGGACAGGUGCGGGGGACACGCGGGACAGGUGCGGGGGACACGCGGGACAGGUGCGGGGGACACGCGGGACAGGUGCGGGGGACACGCGGGACAGGUGCGGGGGACACGCGGGACAGGUGCGGGGGACACGCGGGACAGGUGCGGGGGACACGCGGGACAGGUGCGGGGGACACGCGGGACAGGUGCGGGGGACACGCGGGACAGGUGCGGGGGACACGCGGGACAGGUGCGGGGGACACGCGGGACAGGUGCGGGGGACACGCGGGACAGGUGCGGGGGACACGCGGGACAGGUGCGGGGGACACGCGGGACAGGUGCGGGGGACACGCGGGACAGGUGCGGGGGACACGCGGGACAGGUGCGGGGGACACGCGGGACAGGUGCGGGGGACACGCGGGACAGGUGCGGGGGACACGCGGGACAGGUGCGGGGGACACGCGGGACAGGUGCGGGGGACACGCGGGACAGGUGCGGGGGACACGCGGGACAGGUGCGGGGGACACGCGGGACAGGUGCGGGGGACACGCGGGACAGGUGCGGGGGACACGCGGGACAGGUGCGGGGGACACGCGGGACAGGUGCGGGGGACACGCGGGACAGGUGCGGGGGACACGCGGGACAGGUGCGGGGGACACGCGGGACAGGUGCGGGGGACACGCGGGACAGGUGCGGGGGACACGCGGGACAGGUGCGGGGGACACGCGGGACAGGUGCGGGGGACACGCGGGACAGGUGCGGGGGACACGCGGGACAGGUGCGGGGGACACGCGGGACAGGUGCGGGGGACACGCGGGACAGGUGCGGGGGACACGCGGGACAGGUGCGGGGGACACGCGGGANUGAAGUCAAGCGCUUAUUUCUUGGCCGUAGAUGUGUAUAA
Messenger RNA from Hyalella azteca, 1461 nucleotides. RefSeq names its product glycine-rich cell wall structural protein 1.8-like. The transcript has a single exon. The coding region runs from base 1 to 1461 and encodes 486 amino acids. The record is from RefSeq and is a predicted model, not a curated record. NCBI's taxonomy places the organism in Eukaryota, Metazoa, Arthropoda, Malacostraca, Amphipoda, Hyalellidae.